AUGGCGGGUGUCGACCAGAAAUCAUUUCUGGGGUCUUUUUCUCCAUGGAGUACCCCGAAAAGCUCCACCCCCCAAUCUGAUCGACCGGGAUCAGAUGCUCUACAGCGCUCGCAGGGGGAAGACCACACGGUCACUCAUCGACACAGGUUGAGCCUGCGUCAUUAUCCCUCGGAUUGCCCGCCACUAAAAGUGAGAUGGUUCUAUGCAGUGGAUUCACCAAAACGCAAGCCUGCCCUUCUCGAUCCCAAGAAAGCCGACCAGAAACCUCCACCCCCACCCAAGAAGUUCAUUCCCUUCUCAUUGAAAGACUCGCUGUCGAUCGAAACAACGUACCUCCGCUUAUCAGACAUUGAAGACUCCAAGGGAAGCUCCCAAGCCCAGCCCAAGUCCUCAGACCCAGUGUCAAAGAAGGUCCCCGUGAAUGAGGAUUACCUUUUUGAUGUAGAUGUGGAAGAUCGAGAGCUUGGCCCGGCUUAUUGGAUCGGCCCUAUCUACGAAGUUCGUCGUGGAACAUGGUUCUUUCAAGAUGGCUCCAACCUGAAACCCUGCGAAGAGAAUCUUGCAACCCAACUAGAAGAAGGCUAUCUGAAAUUACGCCCGUGGCGGACAGAACAGGAGGUGAAAUCAGCCGAGCUGGCCACCAAAGAUGGACAGACUCGAUCAGAGGGGGAAAUGGACCACCAUAAUUCCCAAUCUGAUAUCGGCCUACCAAGUAGUCACGAUUCAACCGAGCCAAUUACCCAAAUUCCAGGAAACGAACCCUCCUUAGGACCUACGUCUGAUUCCCAGCAGCACCGUCUCUUUGGGGCCUACAUGAAUAGGACUGUUGUCUACCAAGAUGCUUCUACAGCCUGGAUCAACACCGACGACUUUAUGUCCCGCGUCAGCACGACCGUGUACCAAAAGUUAGGCGGUGUUCCCGGCACAAAGGUCGUGCGUGGCUUGGUGGAACCCAGGCGGGCAAAAGAUGCAGUAGACCCUCGGGGCCAAGAACGAAAGCCCAUCGACAAGACAGCCAGUGGUGCCGGUUCUGGACCCUCGGUCCUGAAGCUUCCUCAGGAUAUAGGGCAAGAUUCGGCAGACAAGCAAACUGCGAGGAAUGUGAUCGAAGCUGAUCCUCUUGAAAUGCGGCCCAAGUCCACGCUGGAACGACAGAUGUCAUCUCUCGCAGGGGAACCGCAAAAUCCAGCGGAACUCGAGGAACAAGCCCGUCGACAAGAAGAACAGGAAAUGGAAGAUCUGAGAAAGGUCGAUAGUGAAGAUAGAGAGCGGGAGGUCGAUCAUCUGGUCUUGGUAACCCAUGGUAUCGGCCAGCGACUUGGAUUGCGGCUGGAAAGUAUCAACUUUAUCCAUGACGUAAAUGUCCUUCGAAAGACGCUCAAGGGGGUCUAUAAAGCUUCGCCUGACCUCCAAGCACUCAACUCGGCGUUUGGAGAUAGCGAUGGCAAUUGUCGUGUACAAGUGCUUCCUGUAUGCUGGCGCCAUCUCCUGGAUUUUCCUUAUCGUGGAGUCCGACAGAACCGGAAGGAACUUGAUCUUACGGAUGCCGACACACUCGAGGAUGAUGCAUACCCCAGCUUGGCAGAUAUCACAUUGGAAAGUGUGCCUGCCGUGCGAAAUCUUAUCUCAGACCUGGCAAUGGAUGUACUGCUUUAUCAAAGUGGAUACUGUGAGCACAUUUCCAACAUUGUGAAACAAGAGUGCAAUCGCAUUCUUCAACUCUAUAAGAAGCGCAAUCCCUCUUUCAAGGGAUCGGUCAGCCUUUGCGGCCAUUCUCUAGGGAGUGCAAUCCUAUUCGAUAUUUUAUGCCGCCAACCAAGGGGUGUUGACCGCACCCAGGAGAGCAAUGCCAGGGCAGAGGAGAGCGAGGAUGCCCCGGAUGGACGAGGUGGAGGGUCCCGUGCCUUGGAUUUUGAAUGUGAAGAGUUUUUCUGCCUGGGCUCUCCCAUCGCUCUCUUCCAAAUGCUAAAAGGGAAAACCAUUGCUGGAUAUUCCUCCUUAGACACAGGAAAUCGAAAAAGUGCUUUGGACGUGGAACUUGAUUCCACCGCAUUUGGGUCAUUCAAGGGCUCUAAACGCGACUCACGUGGUGUUGACCGGACUGACAACUCUGCGAUCGAUUCUGCACCUAAAUGUCGCGACCUUUACAACAUCUUUCAUCCAUCGGAUCCUGUGAGUUAUCGUAUCGAGCCGCUAGUCUCCCCAGCGAUGGCAAGUCUAAAGCCUCAACCCUUGCCCUCAGUGAAGAAAAGUCUGUGGACUGCAUCAGGCCAAAGCCUUUCGAUUCUCAAAGAUCGCAUGGGUCAAAGUGUGGGAUCUCUUUGGAGCAAUUUCACAUCCGGUGUCGCGAGCAGCUUGUUGAACCGCCAUCUGGGGUUGAAUGCCGAUGAAGUCCCCGCUGGUAGAUCGACUGGCAGUCAACCAGGGCACAAGCGCACCCAGUCCGGAACCCCACAGGAUUCGUCUUUGGAUUCUGAAGAGCAAUUCCAGACCUUGAUUGACCCCGACCUCGAGACACUCUACGACGGGUUUCAAAAGAGGCGCAGUACGCAGAAGAAAGACUCGACGCUUACAUCAGGAGAAGACGAUAUCAACCAUGAUGAACAGGAGCGAAAGAUGAAAUUUGAAGAUGCGAAAGUGCGAUCACUAAAUUCUAAUGGUCGCAUUGAUUAUAGUGUGCAAGAAGGGGCAUUCGACAUCUCCUUGAUUGCAAGCAUUGCUAGCCACCUCACUUAUUGGGGAGAUGAAGACGUCAAUCACUUCAUUUUAUCCCAGAUGUUGUCUAGACAAUCUCGGCAUCGGAGAAAGCGCAUUUAG
Penicillium pulvis is the source of this 2817-nucleotide messenger RNA. Its product is annotated as DDHD family phospholipase. The transcript is spliced from 3 exons. Gene Ontology annotation, cellular component: cytoplasm. Gene Ontology annotation, molecular function: metal ion binding; glycerophospholipase activity. Bases 1 to 2817 code for a protein of 938 amino acids. NCBI's taxonomy places the organism in Eukaryota, Fungi, Ascomycota, Eurotiomycetes, Eurotiales, Aspergillaceae. The record is from RefSeq and is a predicted model, not a curated record.